AUGACUGCCUACAAAGAGGACAGAGAGGUGGACCGGGUCAUUUCAACACUAAGGAAUGAGGAGGGAUUUAGUGAAAUUUAUGAAAAGUCAACAGAAAUGGCCAGCACCAUUGAUGUGGUUCCAGUAAAGAAGCGUGUAACAAACAGGCAGCAAAACAGAGAGAACCCACCCUCACAGUCAAUAGAAGAACAUUACAGACUUAAUUUGUUCUACCCUUUUAUUGACCAUGUGACAAGCCAACUAAACACCAGGAAGGAACCAGCUUCUGUGGAGACCGCUGGGAGCCGCUACGCUGACGUAGGCCCCUGCCAACAAUUCAUUCGUCGCUGGCUACGUCCUAUCUUCGCCUGCCCUAGGAGAACGGGAAGAGGACGUGUGGACCCGGUUAGUGUGGAUCCACAGGUAGCAAAGGUGUCGUUGCAUCGGUCGCAGCCCCAGUGCCAGGAGAGACCCCUGCCCCCGUGCCGUGCUGCACUAGAUGGUGUGGUGACGAGGAACCUAGGAGCCCCGAGAAGUCCUUCCCCACAGGAGGUGGGCCGAGGUCGAAGGAGCUCCGCACGGCCCUUGCCCUGCUAUUUCCAGAUCCCCAGGAACCAGGCUUCUCCCACUCCAACGUCCCUUGGCCCCCACUUUGAGCCUGGUUGUUUCUCCAACUUGGGUCAGUACAACGCAGGAUUAGCCAAGAAAUUACUCCUAAAAGGGAACGCGAUUCCAACCUUGCGUGUAAUACCCGUGGACGAGGAACAUGCCAGUACAUCAUUACCAACUAACUUCACAAGAGAAAUUGGCUGCCAGACCGAGCCCGCUGAACGACGGAGUGUUGGCACGCAACUGUCAUCUAGGACUCUUUCACAUUACAAAAGUGAAGCUGUCCAGGCUACUGUGUCCUGCAAGGUGAUUGGCACAUCCACAGAUCCCUUUGUAGCCCCACUUCCUUUUCUAAGCUCAACACCCAUAAAGCCUCCGUGUAAGAGACCUCGUCUGGAGGAGGAGGAGGAGGACCCUUUAGAGGGGAGCUCAUUUACUGUUUCCCUUGACCCAGACACAUCCUAUGACCCUGCAAACUCAGCCUCAACUUUGACAGAGACAACAGUCAUGUCAGAUGCUGCAUUCACUUCUACACAGGAAAUCAGAAAGUACAUUGUGUAUGAGACCUGUCUGAUGGAGCUGUUUGAGGUGUGUGCUACAUGCAAGCGGGCAUGUCUGGUAAAAACCAAAAGGCUUGGGACAUUUUUAUCAGUAGAUCAGCUUUGCAACCACUGUGAGUAUUCACGCAGUUGGAAAAGCCAGCCUCUUCUGGAUAAUACACCAGCUGGGAACAUACAACUUUCUGCUGCAGUGUACAUCAGUGGAGCCUCGUUCUUCAAAGUUCAAAGGGUGUUCAAGGCAAUGCGUCUGCAGAUGUUUCUGUAUGACACGUUCCGUCGUCAUGCCAGAAUGUUUGUAGAACCAGCUAUUGUACACACCUGGAAACGUUCACAGGAGGUUAUGCUGCAGCAGCUCAGCCAAGAUGAGAAAGUCAUUCUCUGUGGCGACAUGAGGGCUGAUUCUCCAGGGCACUGUGCAAAAUAUGGCAGCUAUACCAUAAUGGACCUCAACAUCAACACUAUUGUGGAUCUCCAGUUGGUUCAGAGCAAUGAGGUUGGUGGGAGUUCAUACAUGGAGAAAGAGGGCCUGAAGAGGAGCUUGUCAUUGUUACGUGCACGAGAUGUAAACAUCGAUUGCAUCGUGACCGACCGCCACCCACAGAUCCAAAAAUUCCUGAGGGAGGAAAGCGUUACACAAUUCUACGAUGUCUGGCACAUGGAGAAAGGGCUUUCAAAGAAAGUGGACAAAAUAAGCAAGAAAAAGGACUGUCAAAAACUAAAGAGGUGGAUACCGGCAAUCAGAAACCACAUGUACUGGACAGCUGCAUCAUCCAAAACUGGGCCGGAGAGAGUGGCUAAAUGGACCUCCCUCCUGAACCAUGUUCGGGAUGUUCAUAUGCAUGAUGACCCCAUCUUCCCAAAAUGCCUCCAUACAAUACACAAAACAAGGGACAAGAGUAAAUGGCUCUCAGCAGGAACUCCUGCAUUCUACACCCUUGAAAAGGAGCUGACCAAAAAGACUGUGCUGAAGGACAUCGCAAAACUCAGUCCCCACUACCAGACGUCCUCUUUGGAGUCGUUCCAUAGCGUCAUCCUACGACUUUACCUGGCUGCACUGCAUUAUAAUGAGAAUGCUGAUCGAGGACAAGCCACCACAUCAUCAGGGGAUCCUCGUUUUAAACUGAGCUUUCCAAAAUCCAGGAAGGGAGAGUGCAGAGCCAGACCAGUGAAGACGGAGGCAACAUUCCGGUAUGCUGAUGACUUGAUGGACCUGAUCAUGGAGAAAGUCUUUGUCGACCCAUCAUCAUAUAGACACGAGAUCCUGGAUAUAAACAUCCCGCCGGACCUGUCUUCACAAUAUGAGCAUCCAGACAUGAAUGAAGUCAUCGCCACGUAUGUCUCCAGAUUCAAUUGAGAGGGGGUAGUUUGAAGCCUCCAUAUGUUCCCUGGGCGUCUGGAAACUCCCGUCGGAUCCGAAGUACCACACAUGAAGGGAUCACUACCCUUAUGUUCCGACCAAGGAAGCCCCAGCACCAGCUCACAAAGCUUCUAUAGGCAAGAAACCUGUAACGACUGAGAAAAAUGUACAUUGGUAAUGAACAGGUUCUAUAAUGUCUGUGUUUACAUAUGUAAUAUGGAUUCUGUGAAUCUUUCAACACUGUAUUUGUUAAA
Molecule: messenger RNA, 2759 nt
Organism: Misgurnus anguillicaudatus (oriental weatherfish)
Lineage: Eukaryota; Metazoa; Chordata; Actinopteri; Cypriniformes; Cobitidae
Source: RefSeq, a predicted model, not a curated record